Penaeus vannamei (Pacific white shrimp) is the source of this 843-nucleotide messenger RNA. The record is from RefSeq and is a predicted model, not a curated record. NCBI's taxonomy places the organism in Eukaryota, Metazoa, Arthropoda, Malacostraca, Decapoda, Penaeidae.
CGUCCGCCCCCCCCCCCCUCGUCCCCUCGCAAUGGCAGUAGACCGAAUUAGCAAAGCACGCCCUUUUCUGGCCUGGACCGCGAGAAUGUGGUCGGCGAUUGCGCUAACUAUGCUCGUGGGCGGCUGUUUGGUCCUUCAGAGGAGAUCCGGUUCCCUGCCCUCCGCCCGCACGCCCAUAGAUGCCGUGGGUCGUCAGGAGAGGGCGGAGUGUGGGCGUGAAGAGGGAAAUAAGGAAUACUUACCUCCUUGUCCAGCUACUCCCCCGGGCUUGCAAGGAAAACUUGAAGUAAGAGAAGACAUUUCAUUAGAAGAAACAAUAAAGGAACUAGCUGACGGAGUAAGGGUGGGGGGGUCAUGGUCUCCCCCCCAGUGCCUGCCACGCUGGAAAAUCGCGAUUAUCGUUCCAUUUCGCGACAGGCAAUCGCAGGUCGGCCCAUUCCUGUACCACAUGCACAAAUUCCUACAGCGACAACAGCUCAAUUAUACCAUCUAUAUCGUUGAACAAGAAGGUAAGAAAAUGCUUCAGAAAUCCUUUGUGUUUACUUCCAUGGAGCUUGCGCUUUUGGUAGCGUUGGUCGGUACGGACCUAUUUAACCGCGCCCGCCUCCUGAACGUGGGCUACCUGCAGGCGCUAACUGACGGUCCCUUUGACUGCUACGCCUUUCACGACAUAGACAUGCUGCCUGAAGACGAUCGACAUCUGUACCACUGUUCACCGCAGCCGAGGCACCUGGCCGUUGCUGCUUCGAAUCAGAAUUACAGCCUCGCCUACAACAAGUACUUCGGGGUGCUUGCCUCAUGACCCAGAACACCUCGCGCGUCAACGGCUGGAGCAACAUCUAC